Molecule: messenger RNA, 394 nt
Organism: Pyrgilauda ruficollis (rufous-necked snowfinch)
Lineage: Eukaryota; Metazoa; Chordata; Aves; Passeriformes; Passeridae
Product: methyl-CpG-binding domain protein 2-like
Exons: 2
Molecular function (GO): DNA binding
Source: RefSeq, a predicted model, not a curated record
CGCGGGGUCCCGGCCCCGGGCCCAGCCGGGCCGGCAGCAGCGAGCGGCGCCGGCAACAACCAACGGCCGAGCCGGGCCGGCAACCCCGGGCCCCAGCGGCCCCGUCCCGCCGGGCCGGCGCAUGGAGAAGCCCGGCAGGAUGGACUGUCCCGCGCUGCCUCCCGGCUGGAAGAAGGAAGAGGUGAUCCGAAAGUCGGGCCUGAGCGCCGGCAAGAGCGAUGUCUACUACUUCAGCCCCAGCGGGAAGAAGUUCCGCAGCAAGCCGCAGCUGGCGCGCUACCUGGGCAACUCGGUGGACCUGAGCUCCUUCGACUUCCGCACGGGCAAGAUGAUGCCCAGCAAGCUGCAGAAGAACAAACAGAAGCUCAGGAACGACGCCCUCAACCCCAACAAG